Messenger RNA from Salvelinus fontinalis (brook trout), 1314 nucleotides. RefSeq names its product cleavage stimulation factor, 3' pre-RNA, subunit 1 (gene cstf1). The transcript is spliced from 6 exons. The record is from RefSeq and is a predicted model, not a curated record. Gene Ontology annotation, cellular component: mRNA cleavage stimulating factor complex. The coding region runs from base 138 to 1190 and encodes 350 amino acids. NCBI's taxonomy places the organism in Eukaryota, Metazoa, Chordata, Actinopteri, Salmoniformes, Salmonidae. Gene Ontology annotation, biological process: mRNA 3'-end processing. Gene Ontology annotation, molecular function: RNA binding; protein binding.
ACACACGCCCCGUUACGUACUGACGCAUAAAUGUGACACGUGAUGCAAGUGACGUAGUUACGCAGCGCAUGCUUUGUAACCCCAGGCGCCCAUUGAACCAAGGCAAAGCCAAGUUCGUUGAAGAAGCCUGAGCGGAGAUGUAUCGUCCCAAACCGACGCUGCGGGACCGGCAGCACCUGUACCGGCUGAUCAUCAGCCAGUUGCUGUAUGACGGUUACACCAACAUCGCCAACAACCUCAUCACAGAGGUGAAGCCACAGAGCGUCGUGUCGCCCUCUGAGAACCUCAUGCAGCUGGCCAAGAUAGGCAUGGAGAACGAUGACAGCGCAGUGCAGUAUGCCAUCGGGCGGUCUGACACGGUGGCACCAGGAGUUGGCAUCGACCUGGAGUUUGACGCUGAUGUCCAGUCCAUGUCCCCCGAGGCGUCUGAGUACGAGACUUGUUACGUGACGUCACAUAAGGGUCCGUGUCGCGUCGCCACCUAUAGCCGGGACGGGCAGCUCAUUGCUACGGGCUCUGCAGACGCCUCCAUCAAAGUCCUGGACACAGAGCGUAUGCUGGCCAAGAGUGCCAUGCCCAUAGAGGUGAUGAUGAAUGAGACGGCCCAGCAGAACAUGGAGAACCACCCUGUGAUCAGAACACUGUACGACCACGUGGAUGAGGUCACGUGUCUGGCGUUCCACCCCACGGAACAGAUCCUGGCGUCUGGGUCACGUGACUACACCCUCAAACUGUUUGACUACUCCAAGCCCUCUGCCAAGAGAGCCUUCAAACAUGUACAGGAAGCGGAAAUGCUGCGGGCCAUCUCCUUCCACCCGUCAGGAGACUUCCUUUUGGUGGGGACGCAGCACCCGACCCUCCGCCUCUACGACGUUAACACCUUCCAAUGCUUCGUCUCCUGCAACCCUCUAGACCAGCACACCGACACCAUCAGUGGGGUCAACUACAACCCUAAUGCUAACAGCUACGUGACGUGCAGUAAGGACGGCAGUAUCAAGCUGUGGGACGGCGUGUCCAACCGCUGUGUCAUGACGUUUGAUAAGGCUCAUGACGGGGCAGAGGUCUGUUCCGCUGUCUUCUCCAAGAACUCCAAGUACGUCCUCUCCACCGGGAAAGACUCUGUCGCCAAACUGUGGGAGAUCUCCACCGGGCGCCCCCUGGUCAAAUACACAGGUAACUCCUUACCCUAACCCCUUACCACAGACACUAGCCUUGACCCCUUACCCACAGACACUAGCCUUGACCCCUUACCCCCAGACACUAGCCUUGACCCCUUACCACAGACACUAGCCUUGACCCCUUACCACAGACACU